Molecule: messenger RNA, 2161 nt
Organism: Sesamum indicum (sesame)
Lineage: Eukaryota; Viridiplantae; Streptophyta; Magnoliopsida; Lamiales; Pedaliaceae
Product: alpha/beta-Hydrolases superfamily protein
Source: RefSeq, a predicted model, not a curated record
AGAAGCUCCAAAGAAAGUCCAACUUCCACCCCUCACCUCCCGCAACACCAAAACCCUGUGCACUCAGAUCACCCCUCCCUCUCCCGCUGCCACGCGUCAGCAGUCCCUUAGAGUAAUCUUAAAGUCGUGUUCUUGCUGCUUAAACCGCUAACAUGAGAAACAGCGAUUUUGGGUCGGAGAGGAGGAUGCAGGGAGUUACCGUACACCCUCCGACCAAUUUCGUGUCACACGUGCCAGCAUCCAUUUUAACGCCGGAAAUCCCUCCUCUUUACACUCCUUUCUUUUAGUCUCGCGCACACACAUAUACAGACAGCUUUCCCUGUAUCUAUAGGUUUAUGUUUUUCUACGAUCAGCAGUAACUGAACCCAGAUUCUUUAGAUACGGUUUUGAUAAUCUAUCCGUUUCUGACGCAAAAAAAUCUAAUCUUCCAAGUACGUAACAGUAGAUAUUAUAAAUAGAAUUGAGGGAGGGAGGUUUCGUUUGAUUUGAAUUGGUAUCUGUAUUUGGGUUUUUAGUAUUUAUUGGCGUGAGAUGGGGGCGGUAACGUCGUCGAUGGCGGCGAAGUUUGCGUUUUUUCCCCCGAAUCCGCCGUCGUAUGGAGUGACGGUGGACGGAGCGACGGGCAAGCUGAGGAUGACUGAAGUGGCGGAGAAGGAAAACGUCGACGUUUUGAAAGUGAAGACGAAGAGAGGGACGGAGAUCGUGGCAGUGUAUGUGAAGAAUCCGGCGGCGAAGCUGACGCUUUUGUACUCGCACGGCAACGCCGCUGAUCUAGGGCAGAUGUAUGAUCUGUUCAGUGAACUCAGCAAUCACCUCCAAGUGAACUUGAUGGGGUAUGACUAUUCGGGGUAUGGACAAUCCACUGGCAAGCCAAGUGAGCAGAACACUUAUGCCGACAUAGAAGCUGCUUAUGAAUGCCUUAAAGAGACUUAUGGAGUGAAAGAAGAAGAAGUGAUAUUGUACGGACAGUCUGUUGGGAGUGGGCCCACUUUGGAUUUGGGUUCCCGUUUGUCUAGAUUAAGGGCUGUGGUUCUUCACAGCCCAAUCCUGUCUGGACUUAGAGUUAUGUAUCCUGUUAAGCGCACAUAUUGGUUUGAUAUUUAUAAGAAUAUUGACAAAAUCCCAUUGGUCCAAUGCCCGGUCUUGGUUAUUCAUGGUACUGAAGAUGAUGUAGUAGAUUGCUCCCAUGGUAAGCAGCUCUGGGAGCUUUGUAAAGAGAAGUAUGAGCCAUUAUGGGUUAAAGGUGGCAAUCAUUGUGACCUGGAGCUUUACCCAGAAUACAUUAAGCAUUUAAAGAAGUUCAUAUUAGCUAUUGGAAAAUCAGGACAUCUGAGAAAUGGAUCUGUACCAUCUAUGGAUCAGAGGGACAAUGCUCAAAACAGCACAGAUUGCCGACCUAGACAAAGCACGGAUCAGAGAGAAAAGUCAAGAUCAAGUACGGAUCAGAGAGAAAAGCCUAGAGUAAGCACAGAAAGAAGAGAGAAAUCCAGGGUCAGCACCGACAAGAGAGAAAGAUCACGAAGAAGUGUAGAUUAUGCUGAGAAGACAAAUAAUAUUGUAGAACAGCCAGAGAGAGCAAGGAACAGCAUAGAUCGCUUUGGAGAUAUGAUGAGAUCAGCUGUUUUGUGCAAUAUUGACUGUUUCAAGCCUGUGGGAACUAAGGUCUGAGGAUGGAGUGGAGGGAAAGCAUUUUAUUUAUAUGUUUCAUACAACACGAUUAUAUACUUCGUCCUCCCCUUAUCCAUUUGGAGGAUAGGAGGCCUGCGGGAACUUUGAGCCAGCAUUGGUACUAUCAGCAGUUCGCCCUCAUGAGCAGAAUUUAUCAAGUUUCUUGUUCUGCUUGUUCAGAAGUAUUCAAAAUUAUUGUUGACAUGUUCAAUAAUGUGUUGAUGCUGACAUUAAGUUUGCUGUGAUAUGAACAUCAGAACAUGGUGAAAAUCGGUUAACUUUGUAGAGGGAUACCAAUGGUCUUGGUUGUGACUGGUGAAUGAGAACUUUUGUGAUUUUUCCUUCCUGUGAUUCCAUUUUCAGAUUGGCACCGACUCUUCAUUAAAGUUUCUGACCGCAGGGUCUGGUGCUGGUUUCUUAUGGCUUUUCAGGGAUAAUGUAACCAAGAAGAAAGUUGCUACUGUGCAGAAAAUAAGUUUCUAUUAUUGGUUCA